Salvia miltiorrhiza (redroot sage) is the source of this 1706-nucleotide messenger RNA. RefSeq lists its product as uncharacterized. The record is from RefSeq and is a predicted model, not a curated record. The transcript has 7 exons. The coding region runs from base 221 to 1597 and encodes 458 amino acids. Lineage: Eukaryota; Viridiplantae; Streptophyta; Magnoliopsida; Lamiales; Lamiaceae.
AAAAUGAUUUAUUAUAAUGCUUAAAAUUUUAUAUAUAUAUAUAUAUAGCUCUACUUUUUCUUCUUUUUCUCUCCUCUGCUUAGCCUCAUUCUUCCAUUGUGUGUGUGUGUGUGAAAGAGCAAAUGUUAUUCUAUCAUUGCUGGACAUAAUCCCAUGCAGUAUUUACCAGAACUGCAGCUAGCUAUAUUAUGUUACCCAGUGUGUGUUGAGUCAAGAAUUGAUGAAUAGAAGUCAAUUUCCAAAAAAAAAAAAAUGGUUUAAAAUAGUUGUGUGUGGGGUUUCUUGGGCAUUGAAUGAAAUGGGAAUUGCUGCUGAUAAAAGAGGAUUUUCAAUAAUUCCUCUUCUUGUGCUAUCUUUUGUUGCAAUCUUGUGCCAAAAAUCAUUAGCCAUUUCCACUUUCAACCAUACAAAUUACAAACAAAUUAGCAGCUUGAGACAAGCCAGAAUUCAGAGGCAUUUAGACAAGAUCAACAAGCCUCCUGUCCUCACCAUUGAGAGCCCGGAUGGAGACAUCAUAGAUUGUGUACAUAAAAGAAGACAGCCAGCUCUAGACCAUCCUCUUUUGAAGCAUCAUAAAAUCCAGAGGGUGGCAUCAAAAAUGCCGAAAGGAGUGAAAAUGGAUGAUAAAUCAAAUAGGAGCAGAAGCGUAGAUGGAUUUAGAGGGGUGUGGCAAAUGUGGCAUCAAAAGGGGCAGUUGUGCCCAAAGGGGACUGUUCCGAUUAGGCGUAGCGCAAUGCAAGAUGUGAUGAGGGCUAAAUCUUUGUAUGAUUUCGGCAAGAAAUCGCCCCAAUUCUUGCCUCUCGCCUCCACCGCCGCCGCGCCGGAUAUUGCUGGCAGUGGGCAUGAGCACGCGAUCGCAUAUACGACGUCGUCGGACGAGAUAUACGGGGCAAAAGCGACAAUUAACGUGUGGGAUCCAGCGGUAGAACAUUCGAACGAGUUCAGCCUAGCUCAGAUUUGGGUUCUUUCAGGCUCCUUUGAUGGCUCAGACCUCAAUAGCAUUGAAGCCGGCUGGCAGGUUAGUCCGGAGCUGUACGGAGACAGUAGACCAAGAUUAUUCACUUAUUGGACGAGUGAUGUAUAUGAAGCAACAGGAUGUUAUAAUCUUUUAUGCUCGGGAUUCAUCCAAACAAACAGUCGAAUAGCCAUUGGAGCUGCCAUUUCUCCCGUGUCUUCCGUCGCUGGAGAUCAAUACGACAUCACCAUCCUCAUUUGGAAGGAUCCAAAAUUGGGAAAUUGGUGGCUGGGCUUCGGCGACAGCACAUUGGUGGGCUAUUGGCCCGCAGAGCUGUUCACCCACUUAUCGGAUCGGGCUUCGAUGGUGGAAUGGGGAGGCGAGAUCGUCAAUUCUCGGGCCGGGAACCAACACACUUCCACUCAAAUGGGCUCGGGCCGAUUCGCGCAAGAGGGAUUUGCAAAAGCCAGUUAUUUCAGAAACUUAGAAAUUGUUGAUUCCGACAACAGCUUAAUCUCGGCCCGAGACAUCACAACCUUAGCUGAGAAUAGUAAUUGUUAUAAUAUUCAAAGUUCUUACAAUGACCAAUGGGGCACGAAUUUUUACUAUGGUGGGCCCGGAAGAAAUACAUUGUGUCCAUAAUUCUAGAAAAUUUCUCGGCAAAAAAAAUGAAAAGAAAAUAGUCCUAAUGAAACUUUCUUAGAUGAAUAUAUUUAUUAUGUUUGUUUCAAAAGAAUGUAGAUUGCCAUCA